This is a messenger RNA of Marchantia polymorpha subsp. ruderalis, 2063 nucleotides long. Lineage: Eukaryota; Viridiplantae; Streptophyta; Marchantiopsida; Marchantiales; Marchantiaceae. The record is from the annotation of a GenBank genome assembly.
ACCUCAGGGCUCUUCCGUCAUAUCAGCCUGACGAUGAAAGUUUGAAGCCUGUGCCUUGUUCGAUCCUCCAGCCAACGGCUGACCUCCUCGAUUCUGUCCCCAGGAAUACCUUGCGAAUGAGGGCCGGAAGAAAGGAGGGAGGUAUGGGUGGAGGCGAGCAUAAAUUCUGUUGGUUUUCGUGGUUGAGUGAUGUGGGAAUGGAGCAUUACGCAAGCAAAUUCGAGAAGAACAUGCUCGGGGAGCAGGACGUGGUACAUAUGAAUCACGACCUGCUCAAAAGCAUGGGCAUACACGUCGCCAAGGAAAGAAUAAAAGUGCUGGAUCGCUAGACGAAACACUUGCAAGAGAAAACGAAGCGAAGCAACUCAAUGCUGAAGAAAGUGGUGAAGAAAAUUCAGGAACAUCAGCAGGCUAGUAUCGUACGCAGGGUGGAGAGAAGCGGCGUCGACGAAUGCAAGUUGCUGGACUGGGCCAAAGCGAACUGGCUGCUGUGCGAUAGGACUCGGUUGGUCGAAGAAGCUUAUCUGAGACCUAGUGCUCCCAGUCAAAGGACGAGCAUUCUUACCGAUGACAAUCGAACCGAGUCGGAUCAAGAGGUUCUACGAUCGACGAAGGACAUCUUGUGGGCCGUCCUUUUCGGCACCGAGAAGACGAACGUGCACUUGACCCGCGUCGCUCGUGAGCUGCUUUGCUUGACGGUUCCUUCUUACAAAGCUUAUGCCUUCAACUUCUUCCGAGCCGUCACAGAGUUGGGUGCUUCGGGCACUUGGAGGUAUCCAGACAACGUCAGUAACGACCACAAUGCUUCCAACAUUCUUCUCCAGGUCGAGUUUGGGGAGACAGAAUCGAACCUGAUCGGUGAUGUGAUCAUGGUCUGCACUCAUCUGAUUAACCUCCUCGAAGUGAACGAGCAGGUCCUCUACGCUCGAUGCAUCAGCGUCGAGCAGAGUACGUUGUUCACUCAUUUGUAUUUCCAGCGAUCUUCGUACAGACAUAAAAUCGUGUGCAUACUAUUCUCAACUCCGAAUCCCGGAAUUUUCACCGGCCAAUCUUCUCCGAGAGCCUCUCUUUCUGCAGGAGAUGGAGGCCUGCCAUAACAUGUACUUUCAUUCGUUAGCAUGUGAGGAGGUUCCAUUGUAGAGCUCUCUGGGCUACAAGGUUGCCAAUAGAGGGCCUAGGGAAUGGGGUUUCCUUGACACAAGGCUGGAUCUUAUGAGAGUAUUCCCAUGUUUAAACCAUUGUCGGGAUAUGUGACUGGAAACAGCUUCCUAUGCUCACAAGGCCCCAGAGAGAUUUUCUUAUUGUGCUGAAAACAAUGAGGAAGUGGCAAUCGUUUCACGUUAGAACAUCCAUGCAGUUGAUAAAUAUCAGCACCUGAUCUGAAGCAGAUCUGGAAGAGCUCAAUACGCACCACGGUGUGAUGCAAGCUGGGAUCGCUGAAGACUGGAUUAACGAAGUAGGAAGCGGAAAUCUCUGAAAUGCCACCUUAUCUAUCGAAAGUCCGCCUAAGAAUGUAGCUUUUGAAAUCUCUGCUGUCGUUCUUGACCUCCUUCUCCUGAUUUUAAAAAAACUUGAUGGAGCAUAAGAUGAUACAGAUCUUUACGACCUUUCAAAAGGCUCGCGACUUUGACGUUUCAAUCUGCUGAAAUCUACAACUCUAUAAUGUCCCGCUUCGAUUAUGGUGGAGUUUGUACACUGAGCGGGUGCGUCAAGGCAUCGGAUUAAGUCUCGGAAGACGUGUGUAAUGUUUUGACCACGGAUGGAGACCAAGCUGCAGGGCUGUACUUGCUUUCGCUUGCUCUCAUCCUUUAAAAACUGGUGAAGAGUGGAUGUUGACGUAAGAGAUAUGUGCCUCUGCAUUUGGCCGCGAAAGUGCACCCUUCAUAGAGAUAGAAAUUGCUUAGUUGAAACUCCAGAACACACUUUCAAGAAAACCUGCUGAAAACAUGAGCAAUGCUCUCGCUUUGAGAAUCUGAUUCGAGAAGCUCCUCCCUAGCAAUGCUACUCAACAUGUGAAGAAUAUUCUCAAAUUCUCUCUCGUGAAUUUACAGAAUGCUUGGCGG